AUGAGUCUUCUAGAUUUGCCGAGUGAACUCAUCGUGGCCAUAUCUCACCUACUAGAUGACGAGUACUGCAUCAACUCCUUUCUCCAAACAUGUAAAAGGCUUUUUCUGUUACUGAACCACUCCCUCUAUGAGCACAAUGUCCGAUUCUCGCAUGCGUGCGCUCUCGAAUGGGCCGCCAAAAAUGGCUAUGAGGCAACAGCAAGGUUCGCGCUCCAAGCUGGAGCGUCUCCGAAUGCGCGUUUCUAUGAAAAUUGGCUCCCCAUGGCUCUAGCCUGCAUUCAUGGCCAUGCUGAUGUUGUGAAGCUAUUGCUAGCAAAUGGUGUCGAUCCAGAUACAUCAGAAGGGUGGUGUCAUCUCGACGAACUAGCUUACGAACCAGAAGGCGAUGAUGAUGGCUGCCCAAUGAUACUCGCGGCUGGAAAUGGUCAUGAAAGUAUCGUCAAAUUAUUGGUAUCGCAUGGGGCUUCUCCAGACAUUCGGUUCGUCCGCGCCAACGGCAGCCGGGAAGAGUUUCGCGCUUUGAAUGUAGCGGCAGAGAGAGGCCAUUUAUCAAUUGUCAAGUAUCUUCUCCAAGUUGGAUGUGACAUAAAUAUCCCUGGUUGGGCUGGCGAUUCCAUUCUCUCUGAUGCGGCCAAGGGGGGGUAUGUGGCACUGGUGCAAUUCCUGCUUCAGGUCAAACCUGAUAUCGAAUCUCCGCCUUCCACUGCACUAUCCUGCGCCGCUGCAGAAGGGCAUUUGGAAAUCGUCGACAUUAUCCUGAACCAUUGGGCGAUACAUACACCUCUAAUAGAUAUACCAAUCUAUCCAAUCAUCGCAGCUACAAGGUCUCGGCAUAAAGCUGUAGUUAUGCGACUCCAACGAUCUAUGAACCUCGAGGGUUUAGUUUCAAGCGGGGAUAUCGAUGACAAUAUCCAUAAGCAUCUAUUCCUCUUGAGUGCUAGUUGGGGUUGGGAGCAUCUGAUACAAAAGCUACUUGAUCGAGGUUGUCCGAUAAGAUUCGAACCCCCCCAAUCAAUAUGCCAGUUCCGUUCGCAUCAAAAGAAAUAA
Molecule: messenger RNA, 1047 nt
Organism: Penicillium chermesinum
Lineage: Eukaryota; Fungi; Ascomycota; Eurotiomycetes; Eurotiales; Aspergillaceae
Product: ankyrin repeat domain-containing protein
Exons: 1
Coding region: 1-1047 (348 amino acids)
Molecular function (GO): protein binding
Source: RefSeq, a predicted model, not a curated record